Molecule: messenger RNA, 1815 nt
Organism: Aspergillus oryzae RIB40
Lineage: Eukaryota; Fungi; Ascomycota; Eurotiomycetes; Eurotiales; Aspergillaceae
Exons: 2
Coding region: 1-1815 (604 amino acids)
Biological process (GO): inositol metabolic process; transmembrane transport; inositol phosphate biosynthetic process
Cellular component (GO): cytosol
Molecular function (GO): inositol hexakisphosphate kinase activity; 5-diphosphoinositol pentakisphosphate 1-kinase activity; diphosphoinositol pentakisphosphate kinase activity
Source: RefSeq, a predicted model, not a curated record
AUGUCAGCACUCUACAAACUGGCGGCAGUCAACAAUGGCCCAGAGACCAGCUGGGACGACAACCACAUGAGACUCCUCACUCGUCUGAACGACGAGGAAAUUGAAAUCCUCCAACUUCCCUCGCCCAAGUGUUCGGCUAAGCGCAUAUCGGCCGAAUUAUGCCAGAUGCCAAUGAAGAAAGACCAGAUCAUGGGCCCUCCCUGGAGACUCGGUAUCUGUGCCAUGGAAGACAAAGCACUCAGCAAGGCCAACCAAGAAAUAUUCCGUCGCUUACAGGUAGACGGUCUUAUCGAGGUCAUCCUGUUUGGCGACAAGACACUGUUGAGUAAGCGGCCGGAAGAAUGGCCGAUCUGUGAUUUUCUGAUCGCGUUCUAUUCUGAUGGUUUUCCCCUCGAGAAGGUCAUUUCGUACACAAGACUCCGCUCGCCAUCCUGCUAUAAUGACUUGCAUAUGCAGAGUCUUCUCUUUGAUCGUCGGCUCUUCGUCCGCAUUGCUGGGUCUGCACCGAUCUUCUGCUUUAUCGUUGGUGCUCUUCUCGUUUGGGCUUUCUUGGGCAUUCGCUUUGGAAAAUCUGCUGAAUGGGCCGCUGUCAUUUCAGAUGUACAGGCUAUCCUGUGCUAUGUGUUCGACUCUUUCCUCAUGCGCCAACUGCUCCGCGAAUAUUCCGAACAGCAAGAGGCCAUGGCUGAGAUGAAGUCGAGACGGAACAGCCAUGAGCGAAUGCUCGGGAAGCUCAAGAACAAACUGGGGCCAGAGGGGGUCCAUCGUGUAUCCCAGAUUAGUGGCAAUCGGCCCUUAGAUGCACUGGAUCAAGGGACACGGACACAAGGCUGGUUUGCGCGAAUGAUUAUUUUCUCCGCGUGGGCGUUCGGGCAUAUCAUCACCGUGGGCAUGUACUGGGUCUGCAUCUUUAUCUGGCUGGGCUUUGGACACUAUUGCGGCUGGACGGACCAGUGGCAGCUGUACAUCAAUUCAGCAACGUCGGCUUUGAUGGUCCUGGUAUUUGCGUUCCUGGAUUGUCUGCGGGAAUGCUACGCCGACUAUGUCAACAAUUGCCUGGACGCCAUCUUCCGUCUUGACGCUACACUCGAGAAAGAGCUCCGCUGCAUCACCGAUGACCACCUUCCAAACGAGCCCGAGGUUAUUCAGCCGCCGCGUGAGAAUCCACUACAGGUAGCCGUAUUCUACUACGCCGACAUCAUCGGGACACUAGUCGGGAUCAUGAUUCUCAUAGCGGUGAUCGUUGCCUGGGCCGCAGUCGGACCGGUCUUCCACUUCAAUGACAAUUGGUGGCUCCUAAUUGGCACAUACGCGGGGCUGAUCGGUCUAUUCGACAGUUUCAUUCUGCGCAAUAUCCAAGGCAAGGUGAAGGAGUACACGGUUUGUCAAAUUCAGAGCCUGGAGAAAAGAGACAUGACGCUCUUCGCUAAGACGCAGAUGGCAGUCCCGCCCAAAGAUAAUUUUGAUACAUCCUCUGUCACUCACCGAAUCUCGAUUGCUAUGGGGAACGUCUGCUCGCAUCUGCUCAUGGUGGUUGCUGGCUUCCUGCUUACUAUUGGCUGUGUGAUUGGUUCGAGUGCAAUGAGGUGGAGUACGACGGGGCAAUUGAUUUCGAAUAUUCCCCCUAGUAUUAUCGAGACCUUUUUCAUGCUCAUUUUGAUCACCGGCCAGAAUGAUGCGGAUGCCAGCGCGAGGGUUGAUAUGACUAAUAUUUAUCACCGGCGGCAGAGACUCUUGUGGUUUGUUAAGGACGCUCGGGAAUACCUGGCAGUUCGUCCAGAGUCAGCAGACCUCGCUGAGAAGGGUGACAAUUAA